AUGCCUGUUGCGACUCAGGCGUCGCUCAAGGGCCUCACCCCGGAACAAUUGGAGGAUACCAGCUGCCGUCUAUGCCUGAACAACACCUACCACCUCGGCCUGAAGCCUGGCCAGCAGGUUCUUGAUGCUGUUGGCGGCGCUCACAAGCUGCAAGGAUGGCCACACAACAUCCUGACUGAUAGCGGAGGAUUCCAGAUGGUCUCCUUGCUCAAGCUCGCCAAUAUCACCGAAGAAGGCGUGCGCUUCCUCUCUCCCCACGACGGGACCCCCAUGCUGCUGACCCCUGAGCACUCCAUGGCGCUGCAGAACAGCAUUGGGUCCGACAUCAUGAUGCAACUAGACGACGUGCUAGUGACGACGUCGCCGGACAAGGUGCGCAUGCGCCAGGCCAUGGAGCGCAGCGUGCGCUGGCUCGACCGCUGCAUCGCUGCCCACAAGAACCCGACGACCCAAAACCUGUUCUGCAUCAUCCAGGGCGGUCUGGACCUCGACAUGCGCCGCGAGUGCUGUGCUGCCAUGCUCGAGCGCGACACCCCCGGUAUUGCCAUCGGCGGCCUGAGCGGCGGCGAGGCCAAAGCCGACUACUGUCGCGUCGUCGCCGCCUGCACCGAGAUGCUGCCCGAGCUGAAGCCGCGCUACGUCAUGGGCAUCGGCUACCCGGAGGACCUGGUGGUCAGCGUCGCGCUCGGCGCCGACAUGUUCGACUGUGUGUGGCCGACGCGGACGGCGCGCUUCGGCAACGCCGUCACGAGGCGCGGCAUGCUCCGGCUGAAGAACGCCGAGUAUGCGAACGACUUUCGCCCCAUCGAGGAGGGCUGCGGCUGCGCGUGCUGCCGGACGGCGGAGCAGGGCGGCAUGGGCAUCACGCGCGCGUUUGCGCACCACAACAUCGCCAAGGAAACGGUCGCGGCGCACCUGCUGACGAUGCACAAUGUCUACUACCAGCUCGACCUCAUGCGCCAGGUGCGGGACGCGGUCAUCGCCGACGAGUUCCCUGCCUUCAUCAGGCAGUUCUUCGCAGAUCUGUACUCUGACAGAGCAGAUUAUCCAGAAUGGGCGGUCGACGCCCUGAAAGGGGUCGGCGUUGAUCUAAUGCAAGACUAA
Molecule: messenger RNA, 1104 nt
Organism: Phaeoacremonium minimum UCRPA7
Lineage: Eukaryota; Fungi; Ascomycota; Sordariomycetes; Togniniales; Togniniaceae
Product: putative queuine trna-ribosyltransferase protein
Exons: 2
Coding region: 1-1104 (367 amino acids)
Cellular component (GO): cytosol
Molecular function (GO): tRNA-guanosine(34) queuine transglycosylase activity
Source: RefSeq, a predicted model, not a curated record